Molecule: messenger RNA, 3116 nt
Organism: Felis catus (domestic cat)
Lineage: Eukaryota; Metazoa; Chordata; Mammalia; Carnivora; Felidae
Gene: ASIC3
Product: acid sensing ion channel subunit 3
Biological process (GO): sodium ion transmembrane transport
Cellular component (GO): membrane
Source: RefSeq, a predicted model, not a curated record
UGGAGCCUGCUCCGGUUUCUGUGACUCCCCCUCUCUGUGUGUCUCCCCUCCCCUGCUCACCCUUUCUCCCUCUCUCUCAGAAAUAAACAUUUAAAAAUUAAAAAACAAAAACCCCGCCCGCCCACUCCUGCAAAACAGGCACACUGCCCACCAUGAUACAGGUGUGCAAAAUGGUAGAAUUCCCACAGUGGGGAGUUUUGUGGUAUCUACCAAAUUAUCCAUUCAGCUGCCUCUUGACCCAGCAGUUCUAUUUCUGGGAAUUUACAACCAUGCAAUGGUAUUGAGAGCACCAUUGUUGACAAUGGAAGACUGGAAACCCCCAGUGUUCAUCAAUGGGACUGUGAGUAGAUAAAACUUGGUCCGCCCACAUAGUGGAAUAGAAUGCAUCCAUUUAAAAAAUGGGGAAGCUUUCCAGGGACGAGGUAAUUCCAGUCUCCAGAAUGUUUUUAAGUGAAAAAAAAAAAAAAAUGAAAUUCUAGGGCACCCGUGUUCCCCCGGAGAGUGCCGCAGUCACUGUGGCAGAGGCCAGCCUCUCAGGAGGCCUCAGCAUGGGGAGGUGGGAAGAGGACACUCAGACCACUCCGGGACUUGAGACCUGCAGAGACUCUGGCCACGCGGCGUAGGCUGCUGGGGGCUCGAAUCUGCCGACUCCAAACUUCCCACCACUUUCCAGCCUGGUCAAGAGCCAACUCCUCUCUUUGUGAAGGAGCAAAUUAUCCCAAGUGAGGUUAGUGGGAAGGGAGGAGAGACAAAAGGAGGGAGGGACCGGGCCGAGGGUCAGCAACUGACCCUCCACCCAACCGCAAGGGCCGCAGCUGGGAGCCUAGAGGGCCAUUAAGGCACCCCCAGCCCCGACAUCUCUCCAGACUCCCUUCAAGCCCUACCCGGGAUUGCUGUGGUUUUCCGCUGGCGCCUCUGGCCUCCACAGCCACGCCCCUCCCCCCCAACACGCUGCACUAAUGGCUCAGCCUGGGGCCCCAGGGACCUUCCCUGCCCCCCAGACUGCUCUGCGGGCCCCCUUGCCCCCUCACUGCUGAAACCCAAUCCUCUGCGGCAGCCCUGGCUCCGCAGAGCAGCCUCCAGCAGAGCGGCCCCUGCCUCCCAACUCGGCUGCGCCCUACCUGGCCUCUCCUGCCGAGCCCCCGGCCCAGCGCUGAGCCUAGUGGAGCCCCGGCUGGUUCCUUCGAGACAGCCGAGCCGAACCUGCCUGGCCAGUGCCUUCCCGCUUCUUGGUUUGGACCCCUCUCCCCACUCUCUCCUCCCCUCUCCUUCCCUGCAGUGACCCCUGCCCGGCCCCCCAAAUCCUCAGUCCCUCCCAGUCCUCGGACUGACCCUCUUUCCUCUCUCCAAGUCCCUGCAGCCUGAUCGCCAAUCCCCAGCCCUCUCAGUGUCCCCCACCCUGGACCUCAGCCAUGAAGCCCCAUCCUGGGCCAGAGGAGGCCCGGCGGCCAGCUUCGGACAUCCGCGUGUUCGCCAGCAGCUGCACGAUGCAUGGGCUGGGCCACGUCUUCGGCCCUGGGGGCCUGACGCCUCGCCGAGGGCUCUGGGCCGCAGCCGUGCUCCUGUCGCUGGCCGCCUUCCUCUACCAGGUGGCUGAGAGGGUGCGCUACUACGGGGAGUUCCACCAUGAGACAGCCCUGGACGAGCGCGAAAGCCACCGGCUCACCUUCCCCGCCAUCACCCUGUGCAACAUCAACCCACUGCGCCGCUCACGCCUCACGCCCAACGACCUGCACUGGGCUGGGCCCGCGCUGCUGGGCGUGGAGCCCGCUGAGCAUGCCGCCUUCCUGCGCGCCCUGGGCCGGCCCCCCGCGCCCCCCGGCUUCAUGCCCAGUCCCACCUUCGACAUGGCUCGACUGUACGCCAGGGCCGGACACGCCCUGGAGGAAAUGCUGCUGGAUUGCCGCUACCGAGGCUGGCCGUGCGGUCCUGAGAACUUCACCGUGAUCUUCACCCGGAUGGGUCAGUGCUACACCUUUAACUCCGGCGCGGAUGGGGCAGAGCUGCUCACCACUCCCAAGGGCGGCAUGGGCAACGGGCUGGAGAUCAUGCUGGAUGUGCAGCAGGAUGAGUAUCUGCCCGUGUGGAGGGACAUGGAGGAGACCCCGUUCGAGGUGGGGGUCCGAGUGCAGAUCCACAGCCAGGAGGAGCCGCCCACCAUCGACCAGCUGGGCUUCGGGGCAGCCCCCGGCUACCAGACCUUCGUGUCCUGCCAGCAACAGCGACUGAGCUUCCUGCCACCACCCUGGGGUGACUGCAGCUCCGCACCUCUGGACCCCGACUUUGAGCCGGAACCUUCUGGUCCCCUAGGUCCUCCCAGCCCCAGCCCAGGCCCCCAAGCCCCCUAUAGUCUGAUGGGGUGUCGCCUGGCCUGUGAGGCCCGCUAUGUGGCUCGGAAGUGUGGCUGCCGAAUGAUGCAUAUGCCAGGCGGGGCGCCAGUGUGCAGCCCCCAGCAAUACAAGGACUGCGCGGACCCGGCGCUGGACGCCAUGCUGCGGAAGGACGCGUGCACCUGCCCCAACCCCUGCGCCAGCACGCGCUACGCCAAGGAGCUCUCCAUGGUGCGGAUCCCGAGCCGCGCCGCCGCCCGCUACCUGGCCCGGAAACACAACCGCAGCGAGGCCUACAUCGUAGAGAACGUGCUCGUGCUGGACAUCUUCUUUGAGGCCCUCAACUAUGAGACCGUGGAGCAGAAAAAGGCCUAUGAAGUGUCAGAACUGCUCGGCGACAUUGGGGGCCAGAUGGGGCUGUUCAUCGGGGCCAGCCUGCUCACCAUCCUUGAGAUCCUGGACUACCUCUGUGAGGUGUUCCAAGACAGGGUCCUGGGAUACUUCUGGAACCGGAAGCACUCCCAAAGGCACUCUAGCACCAAUCUGCUUCAGGAAGGGCUGGGCAGCCAUGGAACCCAAGUUCCCCACCUCAGCCUGGGCCCCAGGCCCCCCACCCCUCCCUGUGCCGUCACCAAGACUCUGUCUGCCUCCCACCGCACCUGCUACCUCGUCACACGGCUCUAGACCUGGCAUCUGUGUCUUCUGGGCUGCACCCUGACAUCUUGGACGGGCCCAGCCUGCACAUGUCUCUGCCCUCUUCACCCCAAAUAAAGUUCUAAUGCGUCA